GUUUUGAAUUGUCCUUGUGAACUUCUGUAAAAAGCGUUUUCUGAUUUACGUUUAUAUGUUGUAAAAUGCGUUUGUCUGUCUACCUGAUAGAACUAUAUUAUAUUUUAAUAUUGACAAGUGUUAAAUAAGUACAAUAUGGAUUUGAAGGAUUUUAUAAAUAAUAAUUUAUUCCUUUUGUAUAAACAGAAAAACGAAGUAUUCGGUACAGUGCAAGAUCGGGUUGUGAAAAUGAACGAACACAGAAAAGACAGUCGUCGAAACGUUCUUUUUUGGAAAAGAAAGAUUCCUGAAAACAUGUCCCCUGUUGUAACACCAGCUUCUAAAAAAGAAAAGAGAGAGCAGGCAAAAGCAAGCGAGCAAGCAGCAGUGGAAAAAAGGCUGGAGAUGUUAGCCAAAUGGAAAGUAGAAAAGGAAAAACGGAAAGAAUUGCAGAAAACAACAAGUAAACCCAUUUUUAAGGUGACGCAUGUCCCUGUAACCGUCGGGCUUCCAAAUCUAGAAACGGUUAAUAGAGAAAUCAAGGGAAAACCGUUUAAAUCCAAGUUUGCUCCUGCUAACCACAAAUUCCGACCUCCAGCGAACAUUAAGCCUAUUUAUGUGUUCAAAAACGCCAAUCAGUCAGAACUCUCGAAAACUAAAGGCAAAAAUCAGUCUGAUAAAGAAUUGUACAAGCAUAAGAUGGUGACAAGGUCCCAAACACGUGGUACUUUGGAAGUGAAGCCGGCUCUUCACAAGAACGAUACCAAAGUUGAACCUACAACCGAAAAGACGAAGGCCAAACCAAAUAAAGAAAACACAACGAACGACAAAAAGAAAAAUAAAAUAAACAUUGACACGCCACCGCCUGUUAAACCGGUAUCGAAUAAGAAGUUAAAACCGAAGUCUAAUGAAGAAGCAAACAUAUCGGAGAAGACUAACAGGAAUACAGAAAACAUUGACUUACCGAGUGUUCAACCAGUAUCGAAUACGAAAACAAAACCGAAGUCUGUUGAAGAAGCAAACAAAUCGGAGGAGUCUAGUGAAAAUAAAGAAAUUAUUGACUUACCACCGCCUCUUCAGCCAGUAUCUAAUAAGAAAGCAAAACCGAAGUCUAAUAAAGAAGCAGACAAAUCGGAGGAAUCUAAUGAAAAUAAAGAAAAUAUUGACUUAUCGUUGAUGUCGCCUGAUUACCCUGUAUCGCAUAUUCCUUCUAGUGAAAGUGAUGAGGUGCAGACACCAAAGAAAGUAGAACCUCCGACAUAUGUUAGUCCUUUUGUAACAAUAUCUCGAGGGAAAAACAGUGCUCGAAAAGAGUACAAAGUGCGCAAGUUAGGACAAUCAUUUUCUUCAAACACAUCUGAUUCUCUUGACUACACGUCACCCAAAGCCGGCGCUGCUUAUUUUACAUGGCUUUUGGAUAGCCAAAUAGCCCGUUUGAAGGACUUGUGUGAUCAGUGGACCACAUACAAAGCUGCAACUAAUCCUCCAGAAGAAGCUGUAUCAAUGAUUGACGUUGCCAUAGGCCAGACCAAUCUCCUAAUUACCAAAAAGUUUGAGCAAUUCAGGGGUUUGAUAAAUAAGUGUCAAUCAGACUGUAAAGAAGCUCGUGUUACGUGUGAAGAUUUGCAUGGUUUUUGGGAUAUGAUGCAUUUACAAAUCGACAAUUUAGACAAGAGAUAUGCAAAUCUAGACAAUCUAAAAGCCAACAAUUGGCAAGAAAUUAUACCUGAAGUUAAGAAGGACAUAGGAAAGAAAAAAGGUCGAAAACCAAAAACAGCAAAAGCUUCUACUGCUCUUAGAGAAGCGAUUCAAGCUGCUCGCAAAAAGAAACAAACAGAAGAUCAAAUAACUCCGCUAAAUCAAAGGAGUAUCAGAUUAUCUGUUGUAAAAACCGAUGAAAAAACUAAAAGAAUCAGUUCUCCUGGACUUGCUUGCAAAACAGAAAAUCAAAUUACUUCGCUAAAUAGAAGCAGCAACAGACUUUCUAUUGUAAAAACUGAUGAACAAACAAGAAGAAUUAGUUCCCCUGGACUUACAAUGAUGAAGGUGUCACAGUUUGGAAAAAAUGUCGAGACUCCAGCUAAAAGUAUAUUGAAGGAUGCGUCUGUGAAAUCAAACCAGAAAAGUCGAACGAAAUCAGUCUUGUUUCAUGACGAAGUAAUACACGAAAAUAAGAAAUCUGAUCCAAACAAUUCUGUAACCAAAACACCAAUACGUCGAUCACACAGACUUUCAAAAGGUAAACUGUUUUAGUGUCUUAAUUAAGGUGAUUUUAUUGUUUUAUGUUCAUAAUAGACUGCGUUUUUUUUUAAUUGUAAUGUGUACUUGAUUUAGUUAUUUGUUUAAUAAUAAAAGUGACGAUUUAUUGAA
Molecule: messenger RNA, 2349 nt
Organism: Tribolium madens (black flour beetle)
Lineage: Eukaryota; Metazoa; Arthropoda; Insecta; Coleoptera; Tenebrionidae
Gene: mars
Product: guanylate kinase-associated protein mars
Exons: 7
Coding region: 136-2232 (698 amino acids)
Biological process (GO): kinetochore assembly; centrosome localization; mitotic spindle organization
Cellular component (GO): cytoplasm; nucleus; spindle pole centrosome
Molecular function (GO): microtubule binding
Source: RefSeq, a predicted model, not a curated record